AUGGGCAAACAUUCGGCUUUUGAUGAUUCAGAUGAGGAAGAGCAGUACGCCGAAGAUGAACCGCGGGAGGUCGCCCCGCCGAAGACGGGGGCGGCCUCCUCCGGGCAAGCGACGAGGAUGCCUGUCGAAGGUUCCAAGGGGGGGAGCUCCUCCGGUCGACCCUCAGGUCACCUGAAGAGGAAGAGGGGGGCCUCGGAGGUUGUGGAGGUGGACCCGCUGUCUUUUAGCCUCCCAUCGAUCCACGAAUUGUCCUCCUUGGACGAUCUUCUGAAGGAGGGAUAUGCAGACCCGGGUCGGGGCUCCGAUUUGUUCGAGGACAUACUCGCGGGCCACGCUCUGCUGACCUUCGAUCCUCCUCGGGUGGAGUGCUCUGAGCUACCCGAGACCGGAGCAAUGAGGCUGGAGGACGGCAUGAGACAGGCUGUGCAAGCGGUCAACACUUUCGUGUCCGUAUGCGCGAGCCUGAGGGAGCAGCUGGCUUCGGUCCAGAGGACGGCCACGAGCGAGGCCAACAGGGCCAGGGACAUGGAGGUCAUGUUUAAGGCCUCGGAAGGGAGAAGAGCGCAUCUGGAAGAAGAGAGGAAGCGCCUGGAAGAGGAGGUUGCACGGGUGAAGGCGGAACUCAAGGACACGGAGCUGACCCACCGCCUCGAGAUGGAAAGCUUGCUGGCCACGAGUGUCUCAAAAUCUCGACUGGACACGUACAUCUUGGCAGGGGUCCAACGGUAG
Molecule: messenger RNA, 729 nt
Organism: Oldenlandia corymbosa var. corymbosa
Lineage: Eukaryota; Viridiplantae; Streptophyta; Magnoliopsida; Gentianales; Rubiaceae
Source: the annotation of a GenBank genome assembly